Molecule: messenger RNA, 657 nt
Organism: Rangifer tarandus platyrhynchus (Svalbard reindeer)
Lineage: Eukaryota; Metazoa; Chordata; Mammalia; Artiodactyla; Cervidae
Source: the annotation of a GenBank genome assembly
AUGAACUGUCGCUCGGAGGUGCUGGAGGUGUCGGUUGAGGGGCGGCAGGUGGAGGAGGCCAUGCUGGCCGUGCUGCAUACAGUGCUCCUCCACCGCAGCACCGGCAAGUUCCACUACAAGAAGGAGGGCACCUACUCCAUCGGCACCGUGGGCACCCAGGACGUGGACUGCGACUUCAUCGACUUCACCUACGUGCGCGUCUCCUCCGAGGAGCUGGACCGCGCUCUGCGCAAGGUCGUCGGGGAGUUCAGGGAUGCUCUGCGCAACUCCGGGGGCGAUGGGCUGGGGCAGAUGUCCCUGGAGUUCUACCAGAAGAAGAAGUCGCGCUGGCCUUUCUCCGAUGAGUGCAUCCCCUGGGAGGUAUGGACAGUCAAGGUGCAUGUGGUGGCCCUGGCCACAGAGCAGGAGCGGCAGAUAUGCCGGGAGAAGGUAGGGGAGAAGCUCUGCGAGAAGAUCAUCAAUAUUGUGGAGGUGAUGAACCGGCAUGAGUACCUGCCCAAGAUGCCCACGCAGUCAGAGGUGGACAACGUGUUCGACACGGGCUUGCGGGACGUGCAGCCCUACCUCUAUAAGAUUUCCUUCCAGAUCACCGACGCCCUGGGCUCCUCCGUCACCACCACCAUGCGCAGGCUCAUCAAAGACACCCUGGCCCUCUAG